CGUGUGUACCGUAUGCGUUGAACAGCUGAUGACGACGACGAUGCGAUGCUCAACUGGUACGUGAUAAUGAACCGCUGUUUUGAAAGAAAGACAUAAAUAUCAGCAGGGAAAUAAAUAUAAACUGGACUUAUAUUUCUGAUCAUUGGAAAAACUGUGUCGAACUAUUCAACUGCUGGGCGUCAGCCUCUAUUGAUCUGAUACGGUCGAUCCGAAAUGGUCAUCUGUUGAUUUGGAGGUCUGACACCAAACCCAAACACUUUUGUGGGUCAUUUCUCAAAAUACAGGAUUUGGGAAAUCAUGUCAUGUGCAACUUUUUGUGCAAGGAGAUUAGCUUUAACAAGCUGCCAAAAUGUGUUCAGAAAGUUUGUUCACGAAGAUGCUGUUACAAGCAGAUAUUUCAACAAGAAACUGGAGACAAAGUCGAAAGAGUUCUCAGAGGAGCAAUUCAGUGUCUCUGCUAAAUCUAUAGGACUCCUGAAAAAUUCUGGCCAUCAUAGAUGUGAUCUCAAUUUCAAAAAUAUGUAUCAUCUUGCCACACACACAAUUAGUCAAAAUUGUGGAAAACACCUGUUGGCAAGGUACAGUACAUGUGUCUUUGGUAAUCAUGGACAAACAUUCUUAUUGUAUAGACAAGCGUUAGAUAACAAUGUGUUUCUGACCAGGAACUUUCACCAAGUGCUUCUAGUAAAAUGGAAACCAUGUGCUGGGAUGAACUUAUUAGUGACAGGAGAACAUCCCUGUAUAGCUGAAUGGAAAGAUCAUCAGCCAUUAAAAAAGCUUUCCAAUGGUGCAUUAGCAGUUCCAGUAUGCUUUAAAUCUACAACGACAUCAAGAGACAAGGUCCGGGCAAGGUUGCAGCGCAAGCUUCCAGAUCUUAAGGAGGAGGAGCUAGAAGAGCAAUUUGUUAGGGGGUCUGGACCAGGAGGUCAGGCGACCAACAAGACCAGUAACUGUGUGGUCCUCAAACAUAUCCCUACUGGACUUGUUGUCAAGUGUCAUCAGACACGAUCCCAGAGUGAAAAUCAGAAGAUAGCCCGUCUCUUGAUGAAGGAGAAGCUGGAUCAACAUCUCCAUGGCAACCAAAGCGCCCAGGCGCAACAUCAGCAGGUGAUGCACAAGAAACGAGAGGAGAAGAAGCGAAAGACCAGACUGAAAUUGGAAAAGCUGAAGGUGCUACGAGCAAGUGGAGAUGAAGAGGAGUCGGGUAGUUCGGGAAAUCAAGAUGCUGUAAAGGACAAAGUUACAUUUGAUGCUUCCUCAAACACUGACAGGGAUUCCAACUCAGAUGGAAAGUUGGUUUAAAUUAAAGAAGAACAAUAAAUGAAGUU
Molecule: messenger RNA, 1328 nt
Organism: Lytechinus variegatus (green sea urchin)
Lineage: Eukaryota; Metazoa; Echinodermata; Echinoidea; Temnopleuroida; Toxopneustidae
Product: peptide chain release factor 1-like
Exons: 3
Coding region: 298-1302 (334 amino acids)
Biological process (GO): translational termination
Cellular component (GO): mitochondrion
Molecular function (GO): translation release factor activity
Source: RefSeq, a predicted model, not a curated record